Messenger RNA from Ostertagia ostertagi, 1494 nucleotides. NCBI's taxonomy places the organism in Eukaryota, Metazoa, Nematoda, Chromadorea, Rhabditida, Trichostrongylidae. The record is from the annotation of a GenBank genome assembly.
AUGCGAUCUGCAGAGAAGAACCUAGCGGUUUCGUUUCUUCCACCAUCUGAUCGGUGGUACCAAAUUGAGGCAGCAAUUGACCCGAUGGAAAUGAUCCUGCUAUUGAUGGCGAAAGAUGGCGGAUCGGUGCAUCGGAAGGCGCAUCUCGACGAAGCGGCCACCAUCGUCGACUUCAUCUACAACAUGACGGUCACCCACGGAAACCGGAGCCUGGUCUACAAAAAGAUGUGCUCGCCGUAUUGCUUUGCCAACGAGCUUUUCGGGACGUUCAAGCACUACUACGAUGUCAACUACAGAUCGGCCACUAGGUCCGGUACAUGGAGUGAUUUGUUCAACCUGUCGUAUCCGUUCGCUUCCAUCUGGGGUUAUCGGGUACCACUCGAGCAGUGCUUGUUCGGUGUAGUACUGACACAACCUAGCAAGACCAAUUCUUCUUCUGGGACUAAGAAGGUGAAGCGGUUCAUCUUUGACGAAGACAUCCCGGUAGACCGCAGCAAGCCGUUGGAGUCUCAGAUCACCAACAUGCAGCACGGGUUUGUCCAGCGAUUUGCUAGUAUGCUGGCAAUGGUGGUGAUCUGUGUGCUGUCCAUUUCGUACUACUAUCAGGCACUGGACGUCGGCAAAAUUCUAAUUGGCCUCUGUGCGACACUUUGCCCACUCUUGGGCAUCACAUCCACUUAUGGCCUCCUGGCUCUGUGUGAGUACGCAGAGAAUUCAGGGGUCGAUGCGCUGUUUUUAAUGAUGUACUCGUGGCAGAAGAUGAUCGAAUUCGGCUAUACACCAAAUCGAAAGACUGGGAUGGUUCUCGAGGAAUGCGGUCCAAGUAUCACCAUCACCUCCGUGACGAACGUGCUCGCGUUUGGGAUCGGAGCCAUCACUCCCACGCCAGGUUCGUCCAACUGCUUUUUGGCGCUGGUUAGCCCUGGCCGAUCUGGUCAGCUGACCAAUCUUAAGUUCUGCUACUUUGAGAGUUUGCUCAUUUCGCUGAAUUCCUUCGCGGACCUUGCAGAAGUGCGUCUGUUCUGCGUGGGAUCCGCUGUGGCGAUCUUUCUGACGUAUGUCUACCAACUGAUUUUAUUCGGACCGGCUCUCGCGAUCGCAACAACCUACGAGAGACCCUACAAACUUGAAGAGGAGGGUAAGGCAACCGGCUGCAGAGCACUGAUCAACGCGAUCUUUCUGACGUUACUUCGUGCUCACUGCGGGUUCCUCGGUCGGGUUGAGGUGGCGAUUGUCGUCUUCAUAAUGACCGUCGUCUACUUGGGUUUGGGAAUUCAAGGACUGAUGACCAUGAAUGUGCGCUUGGAUUCGGAAAAAAUUCUGCCAAAAGAUUCCGAGCUUCACAAGCCGAACACACUUCUCAUGGAUUACGUUUGGCAGGAGCAUCUCUCGCCGAUCUUCCUAGUCAACAGUCGCUUCAACCUGACCGACACCAAAUUGACCGCUCAGUUCUGGGACGUGCUCAAAGAGCUUGAAACUCUACCUCGUUGCAAA